Messenger RNA from Microthlaspi erraticum, 1779 nucleotides. NCBI's taxonomy places the organism in Eukaryota, Viridiplantae, Streptophyta, Magnoliopsida, Brassicales, Brassicaceae. The record is from the annotation of a GenBank genome assembly.
AUGUUGCCAAAGCUCGAUCCAACAAACCCAAAAGCUUGCUUGUCACUUCUUGAGGAUGUGACCACUAACGCAAUGCAGGUCCAAGAUUCCGUUUUGGAAGCAAUACUCUCACGUAAUGCUCAAACCGAGUAUCUUAAAGGUUUGCUCAACGGUCAACUCGAUAAGCAAAGUUUCAAGAAGAACGUACCAGUUGUGACCUACGAAGAUUAUCGCCCUUAUAUAGAUCGUAUCGCUAAUGGCGAGCCCUAUGAUCUAAUCUGUGAUCGACCCUUCAUGGUUCUCUUGGCCAGCUCGGGUACUUCAUCAGGAGUUCCAAAGUUGAUUCCAUUGACAGCAGAGGAAUUUGAACAGAGGCUGUUGUUUUCAUAUCUCUAUGCACCUCUACCCUACAAGCACAUAGAAGGGCUUCGUGAAGGGAAAACUCUCAUGUUUUACUUCGCGGCUCGAGAAACCGAGACGGCAUCAAGCUUGAUGGUCAGGACUAUGGUAACUUGCGUUUUGAGAACCGUAAAUCAGUCUCAUUGGGAUCGAAUGCAGAUAAGCCCGCUUGCGAUUUCGACUUGUGAGGACAAUACUCAGGGCAUGUACUGCCAUUUGCUUUGUGGGCUUCUACAACGAGAAGACGUAGCUCGCCUUGCUGCACCUUUUGCUUCUUCUGUCCUCAGAGUAAUCAAGUACUUGGAAAAUCAUUGGAAUGAGUUAUGCUCCAACAUAAAGACUGGCCAGCUCAGCGACUGGAUCACGGACGCUCAAUGUGUUUCAGUGAUCAGUAAGCUCCUCACCGCUCCAAAUCCAGAACUAGCGAGCCUGAUCGAGCAAGAAUGCAAGAAAACAUCAUGGGAGGGAAUAGUGAAGAGACUCUGGCCAAAUGCGAAAUGCAUCGACACCAUUGUGACCGGCUCCAUGGCACAGUACGUUCCAGCGCUGGAAUUCUACGCCGGUGGUGUUCCCCUACUUUCAAUGUUUUACGGCAGCUCUGAAUGCUACAUUGGUUUCAACGCCAAUCCUCUGUCCAAGCCUUGUGAUGUGUCUUACACUGUCAAUCCAAGCAUGGCAUACUUCGAGUUCUUAGAGGUCGAGAAAGACCAUCAAGAAGCUGGUAAUGAUCCUACAAAGAAGCCUGCGGUGGUUGAUCUUGUGGAUGUUAAAAUUGGCAAUGAUUAUGAACUUGUUGUCACAACGUUUUGUGGUUUGUAUAGGUACCGUUUGGGGGAUGUUUUACGAGUGACUGGUUUCUACAACAAGUCGCCACAAUUUCGAUUCGUGGGAAGACAGAAAGUGAUUCUGAGCAUCGACGCGGACAAGACCUACGAAGAAGACCUCCUCAAGGCAGUGGCAAACGGAAAGCUCUUACUCGAGCCACAUAACCUAAUGCUCGUAGAUUUCACUAGCCGUCCGGAUUACUCCUCGGUUCCAGGACACUACGUGCUCUAUUGGGAACUCGGGAGAAAAGUCAAGGACGCAAAGCUCGAGCCCGACCCCGAUGUUAUGGAAGAAUGCUGCUUCGCCGUUGAGGAGUCUCUCGACUCUGUGUACAGAAGAUUUAGGAAAAACGACAAGAGCGUUGGACCGCUUGAGAUUAAGGUUGUUAGGCCUGGCGCUUUCGACGAGCUCAUGAAUUUCUUCGUGGAUCGAGGCUCUUCCGUGAGUCAGUACAAGACGCCAAGGUCGGUGACUAAUGAAGAAGCUUUGAAGAUAUUGGAUGCGGCGGUUGUUUCCAACUUUUUUAGCCAGAAAAUUCCGUCGUGGGAGCUAAAGGAGCUGCAUUCCACCAUAUAA